Molecule: messenger RNA, 1062 nt
Organism: Trichoderma gamsii
Lineage: Eukaryota; Fungi; Ascomycota; Sordariomycetes; Hypocreales; Hypocreaceae
Exons: 2
Coding region: 1-1062 (353 amino acids)
Source: RefSeq, a predicted model, not a curated record
AUGGGGAUAUAUAAGAGUCCUUUGAGCCUCCUUUGUGUGUUUCGAUCUCUCUUUCCUCUGUAUAAUCAAGUCAUUCAUCACAAGCUAUUUACCCUUUUUCUUUUUUUUCCUUUGUUACUAUUACAGUCUUUCUUUCUUUACCCACGGUUCAUGGUAUCAUUGUCUUUCAUCGGAAUUUCAACGCCUCUUUCUCAGUUUAUAACUGCAACUCCAGUUAUCUUUUCAAGCUUGAAUCAUCUCUCUACCGCAAUCUCUAGAAGAGAUCGCAGCCUCAGCUCUUACAAACUUACCUCCUUCUUUUCCCUUAUUUUUUCCUUUUCUUCUUUUUUCCUUUCGACCUUUGCUGGUCGAAUAUCCCCCGUCGGCAAAAUUUCUUCCUUUUCAGCUUCAACGUCUCCCAUCCCGCAAUAUUCCAAACAUUUCCCUCUCAAGACGGCAAAGCGCACGCGGCCCAAAUUGUCGAUUCAAACUCUACCUCGUGUCAAUAUGGGCUCCCCGCCGGCGCUGGGCGCCCUGGGUGCAAUGUUUACAGCAAUGAGGCUUCUGCAGGCAGUUUGUCUCAUUACAAUCAUUGGCCUCAGUGGAAAUUUUGUCGCGGAGCUGGUCUCUACUUCAGUUUCUACCCCAUCUGCCCUGAUUGGCACACUGGUUGUGGCAUGUCUGGCUAUGGUGUACAUCAUCAUCUCGUACAUCCUAUACUGGGACCACAUGCUUCCUCUUCUCAUUGCAACCGCAGCAGACGGCCUCUGCUUCAUCGCGUCCAUUGUCGUGGCUUGUGUUGUCGGCAGGCCCGUGAGCUACCUCAACUGCAGCGCCUUUCCUCAGCAGGGAAACACUGGCGCCUUUAUUUACUCGCUCUUUGCCAACGUCAAGCAUUCGUCGUCCGAUGUCUUCCAGUGGGCUGCUCCCAGUAAGGCAUCGUGUUACGAAAUCAAAGCAGUCUGGGGCCUGUCCAUUGCAACCUCCAUCUUGUUCUUCAUGUCAGCCGUCGCAGCCAUCUGCCUGUGGAGGCGCAUCAAGGGAGGCACAGACCGCCCUCGCAAGACGACAGACUUUGAAUGA